This is a messenger RNA of Verticillium nonalfalfae, 834 nucleotides long. RefSeq lists its product as uncharacterized. The coding region runs from base 1 to 834 and encodes 277 amino acids. The record is from RefSeq and is a predicted model, not a curated record. The transcript has a single exon. Lineage: Eukaryota; Fungi; Ascomycota; Sordariomycetes; Glomerellales; Plectosphaerellaceae.
AUGUCCAAUCGCUCGACGUCAGGUUACAGCGGCACCGCCAUUUCACCCAACCCGCCACCCAGGCGCCUGGGACCAAAUCACGACGAGUUCCUAUUGUCCCCGAAACGUCUGCCACUAGAGCACCCGCACCCCCAAACUGGCUUCAAUUGUACGCCAACCGCUCCAAACCUCAUGGCACCAGCGAUAUCCUCUUCAAAACCUUUGUCAGCAUCAGCGUCGUCACCCUCAUGUUCUCAAUCCGUACUGGCUCCUCGCCGUGACACCCGCGCCUCUCCUGUCAGCAUUAUCACUCCAUCGUUCGAAGUCGACGAUGACGAAGCGUUUGAUGAGGAAUCGGAAGCCGAGUUUCUGAGCAAAAUCGCAUGUCGGGGGCAGAGACGACUGAAGCGACUACGUGAUGCGCACUCCGACGGUGACGCUGCCAAUACAAAAAUUCCAAAACUUGCCGAGCCCACCAGCCCCCAGCAUGAUGGCGGCGAAUCCUCGCAACACGUUAUCGCCACGACACACCUCUCCCCGCGCGACUUGACAGUGAGACAUGGACCUAUUGAGCCUGCGGAUCCGGACGCGUUGGCUGCAAGCGACACCCUCGAGGUAGACGAAGGGUUUUGCGACGAGAACGGCGAGGAGUAUGUGUGGCGACACUCGUCGACCGAGUUGUUACGACAAUCGAGCACCAACGGGUAUCGGCAACUGGGGCCGCUCCGCUACCGAGCGUCCGGCCAAUAUACCUCAAGGAUCCAACCCGUCGUCAGGAGCAGACCAAGAAUGCGCAAACGAAAGGACCUACCGACCUUACCGACCCCAGCUUCAGCAAACGAGGGUCCGAACUGA